UUCAACAACGUACAUCAAACUGUGGUUGAAGAAUAUAAUUUCAGUGAAAGCAUAUGUUCUAUAUACAGUGACAAGAGUAUCUCCAGGUUUUGAUGCCCUGGCUUGUACAUAAACAACAGCAGAGAAAGAAAUUAUGGCGAGUAAACGUACGAUUAAUCGCACGGUAGAACUUAUGCUGACUAUGUUCGGUGUCUGGCCAGGUAUAUCAUGCGUACUACUCUACAGAGUGUUUUGGAUGAUUACGUUAGCCAUUAAUCAAUUCUUGCACUACCGGUACUUUGUAACACAUUUUCAUUUCGACAAUCUUUUCGACUUGAUGGACUGUUUGAGUAGCUUCUUGGCGCAUGUAAAACUGACCGUUAAACUCAUGAUCUUCUCGUUAAAACAGCGAAAAUUUAUCGAAAUCUUAACGAUGACAGCGGAAGAUUGGAAAGAUUGUGAUAACACUGACGUUGAGUUGCGCGAAACGGCAAGGAAAGCGAAACUAUCGAGUCGUAUUUGUAAUGGAUUAAUUAUUCUUCAUACAAUCGCCGCGUUUGCAUACGUCGUUGGCAUUCUCUUAGCCGAUGCCGACGUCACAGAUCCAACAGCUGAACUGCCACUCAUGAUGAAAAUGGAAUAUCCCUUCGGUAUAGACACGCAACGCAAGUACAGACUGGUAUUAGCUACGCAAUUCGUUUUCGUGAUGGUGUGCAGUUGGGGAGCUGGUUUAUUCAACGCCUUGUUUCUAACUCUGACUCUCCACGUGGGCAGUCAAAUAAACAUCCUGCUUUGCUGGUUGACGGAAGUCGGAUAUAAGGACAUUAAUAAUAGAACGAAUGAAUCAUUCUUCACUGGCAUGGCAAAAAUUAUCCGGAAACAUCAAAGUAUUAUCAAUCUCUCAGAAAAAAUUGAAAAUCUUUAUUCGUACAUAGCCUUGCUGCAAUUCACAUCAAAUACGGUCAUGAUUUGCUCAUUGGGAUUUCUGAUAGUAACUGCAAUCGGAAGUCCCGAUGCCAGUGAAAAAAUAGUGAGGUCGCUUUUAUUUUACGCUGUAACAAAUCUCGAAGCAUUUAUAUUUUGCUUCGCUGGAGAAUAUCUAAGCAAUAAGAGCAAAGCGAUAGGAAACGCAGCGUACAAUUCUGCUUGGUACGAUAUGAAAGCUAAGGACAGUCGGGUUCUAUUGUUUAUAAUUUUAAGAUCGCAAAGGCAAUUGCAACUUACAGCGGGCAAGAUGGCUGUUCUUUCUUUAGAAUACUUCACAACUAUCAUGAAGGCUUCGGGAUCGUAUUUGUCAGUACUGCUGGCAAUGAAAUGAACGCCUUAAUAUCCA
Temnothorax curvispinosus is the source of this 1312-nucleotide messenger RNA. RefSeq names its product odorant receptor 4-like. Bases 134 to 1297 code for a protein of 387 amino acids. Lineage: Eukaryota; Metazoa; Arthropoda; Insecta; Hymenoptera; Formicidae. Gene Ontology annotation, molecular function: olfactory receptor activity; odorant binding. The transcript is spliced from 6 exons. Gene Ontology annotation, biological process: detection of chemical stimulus involved in sensory perception of smell; sensory perception of smell. The record is from RefSeq and is a predicted model, not a curated record. Gene Ontology annotation, cellular component: plasma membrane.